CAUUGGCAAUACUGAAAAAAGAAAAGACGUGAUUUCUGCUCAUUGGCAAUGUGUGUUUAUGUGUUGUGUUUACGGUGGAAGUACGUGUGGAAAGGAGAAUGAUCGAAUCUUGCACUAAAAAACGUAUGGUUUUUGCUGUUACAUGUCUCGGCGGGCUGACUUUGUUUGUACUAAUAAUAGAAAGCCAUCUUACAUCGAGCUCAGGUGCAAACCAUUCAAAUCCUGUUACAAGAAAUUCUACAAAUGAUUGCUGGUUAAAAGAAGACUAUGAAAUUGUUGAAUCAUGCCAUCCCUGUACAGCAUUUGAAAUACGCAGCAGGAUGAUAGCUGCAUGCCUGCCUACACAUUAUAAGGAAGUUUUAAGGUGCACAAACUCUGGCUCAAAUGUCAUUAGAAGUUGUGACAAGGUAACUUGGCUUGAGGAAAGAAACUUCUGGAUAUUUGAAGGAUUGGCAUUUGCUACUGGAUUUGUCUCUACAACUGUUGUGUAUGUAAGGCAGAAAAUACUAGAUCAUCGAAUGCUACGCCGAAUUCAAAGGCAAUUGGCAAGUGGAGUUUGAAUAGACAGAUUAAUUUGAAAUGGAUGGACUGUAUGUAGAAGUAGCAGAGGAGCCCGGAAGUUCAGCUAAUGUGCUAGCACCACUGGAAACAGCUGUAUGCCUGUUUGCUGUGGAUUACCUGCAGUUGCACAAUGAAGUGUCAGUGGCAUUUAUA
This is a messenger RNA of Schistocerca serialis cubense, 714 nucleotides long. RefSeq names its product protein JTB (gene JTBR). Gene Ontology annotation, biological process: mitotic cytokinesis. The coding region runs from base 99 to 560 and encodes 153 amino acids. The record is from RefSeq and is a predicted model, not a curated record. Gene Ontology annotation, cellular component: midbody; spindle; membrane. The transcript has 5 exons. NCBI's taxonomy places the organism in Eukaryota, Metazoa, Arthropoda, Insecta, Orthoptera, Acrididae.